AGCCGUUGGAUGGUCGAGGCGCGCGCCCAUGGGUCGGACGUGCAGCCCGCGGGCCGCUCCCGUCCGCUACCUGUACAGGGCAGUGCCGGCCCGCCCCCCGGCGUACUACUGGGCCAGCCCAAGAGCCGCGCCCGUGCGCUGGCAGCAGGGGCCAUCGCUCGUCGCUGGCAUGGCGGCGGGGCUCGAGUCGCCACCCAUCAGGCCAGCCUGCAGGGGUCGGGCUGGUAGGGCCGCCGGCCCCGAUCGCCAUCGGGGCCCUGCCGCCGCUGGCUGCGACCAAGGACGAGAUCAGACAGAAGCUCGGCGAGGGCGCCGGUAGGUUCCACAGGGCAGGCUCGAAAGUGGGCGAUGUCUGCGACGUGGCGAUAAAACACAUGAAGACCACGUGGGUGAAGCUUGACGAGAGGGUGCCCGAGAAUUACACGUGGCUGAAGUACGCCACGAAAAAGCUCCGAGACACUCACGACCCGGUGAGGACAGCCAGGUGCAGCAUACCCAGGCUCAUCUUCUCGAUCGUAACAUUGUGGGGCCUCGUCUUCUUCGUCCUGGAACUGUGUUUUUAUGAUGCCAUCGCAAACGUCGGAGCAGGCGGUGGUCUGUUCCUGCUAGCGCUCUUUGUGACGGUGUACCUUGGUGGGGAUGUUUUCAUGUUUGAAGCGUUCCGGAGCAUAGUGGCAGACUUAGGAUGGCAGAUUCAAGUUCUCAAGGCAAGCCGGGAUUUUUACCAGCAUAAGUUGCUUGAUCUGAAAGAUGUGUCUGCGGGCUUGGAGGAUGUCCGCGCUCAGAUGUCUGGCGACAUCGAUGCGACCACCAAGCUUCUGACAGACAUGGAAAGGCUCUGCAAGCUGCGGACCGUCACCUCUGUUGUGAACCUGUUCCACACGGCAGACUACGGCGACCUGAAGAUCUGUGGCGAGCAGGCAGAGCUCCUGCUCCCGCACCUCACGAUCCUCUGGGAGAUCGUUCCUGGCUACGACCAGCAGAAGGUUGUCGAGCACGUCCGGGACAACGGCAUGACCAUCCAGCAGUUCUACCCCAUCGUUGAUGCGCUGGUGCAGGAGAACGAGGAGCUGGCCUUCCGGGCGCUGGAGGACCUGAUGAACCAGACCGCCGACGAGAUCGCGGGGAACCUCGUCAGCAACGGCGGGGGCUCCUCGCCGGCGUCGGAGCACCGCGGCAGGCGGCCCGCGCGGCCCGCGCCGGCCUCCUGGCACGGCAGGCCGUCGCCCCCGGCCCGGCCAGCAGCCGGCCCCGACGGGGACGAGCCAGCGCGGCCG
This is a messenger RNA of Prorocentrum cordatum, 1277 nucleotides long. Lineage: Eukaryota; Dinophyceae; Prorocentrales; Prorocentraceae. The record is from the annotation of a GenBank genome assembly.